Astyanax mexicanus (Mexican tetra) is the source of this 1264-nucleotide messenger RNA. Its product is annotated as arylamine N-acetyltransferase, pineal gland isozyme NAT-10. Bases 113 to 985 code for a protein of 290 amino acids. The record is from RefSeq and is a predicted model, not a curated record. Gene Ontology annotation, molecular function: acetyltransferase activity. Lineage: Eukaryota; Metazoa; Chordata; Actinopteri; Characiformes; Acestrorhamphidae. The transcript has 2 exons.
UCAAGCAGCUUUCCGCUUUCAGCAUUCCGCUCUGCCAGCAUUCUUUCAGCUGACUGCAGACGGGUUGCCAGCACAACUUUUCUCUCUGACUUCCUCACAAAACAGGACCAAAAUGGAUCUGAGGGAAUAUUUUAAAAGGAUUGGGUUCUCUGGUCUGAAUGAUAAAGCUGAUCUGGACACAUUGUGCACCAUACACAAGCUUCAUGUGAUGACUAUUCCCUUCGAGAACCUAAGUAUCCACUGUGGAGAGAAGAUCACAAUGGACCUAAAGGUCAUCUACGAGAAGAUUGUGUGUGACAAUCGUGGAGGCUGGUGCUGUGAGAGCAACCUGCUCUUCUCCUGGGUGCUGAAAGAGAUGGGUUAUACAUUCACCACUCUGGGUGCCAAGGUCUUCAACUCACUCAAGAACGAUUUUAACCCCUGGGAAUCUCAUCUCAUCAACAUGGUGGAGAUUGAUGGCAUGUCUUAUAUUGCUGAUGUGAGUUACGGGGUAUCAUGCCAAAUCUGGCGUCCGUUAGAAAUGAUCUCAGGCAAAGACCAAUCUCAGCCCUCAGGGGUGUUCCGCUUACUGAAGGAUGGUGAUAGGUGGAUCCUAGAGAAGACAGGGAGGAAGCCCUUGGUCCAGAACGAGGCCUUCGCCAACUCAAGCCUUAUUGACAAGCGUGUGACGAAGACCGUCUACAGCUACUUGUUGAAGCCACGUGGUGCUGACCACUUUCUUAAAACAACAGAGUUCCUCCAGACCAGUUGUGAAUCUUUAUUUACCCAGAAAUCCAUCUGUUCUAUACAGACACCCACUGGCUUCAGAGCUCUGAUUGGUUGGACCUACAGUGAGGUCACUUUUAAUCCUCAGGAAGACACAGACAUCAUAGAGAUGAGAGACAUUCCUGACAGUGAGAUAGAGACAGUACUGAAGGAAAAGUUUAAUGUUACUUUGCGUAAUAAACUGACGCCUAUAAACAACAAAGCUGCCUAUAAAUUAUAGGAGGUUUGCUGUUUAUAUGUGCUGCGCUUUACUUAGUGCAGCAUUUUUAAUUACUUACACAUUCCAUGGUAUGAAUUAAUAUAUUGUAUACUAUUACAUUAUUAUUAUUAUGUAUUAUUGGAAAGAUUCCUCAAUACCUCAGUUAUUAUGUCUUUAAAUAAGCAGAACUUUAUUCGUGGUUCAUUUGCUUUGUUGGAGAAUUUUUGCUGAAUUAUUUCUAUAUUGUAAGUACUAAUCUUCAAUCUUUUAAUGAACUGAUUUAACCAAUUAAAACUUGAA